Messenger RNA from Drosophila rhopaloa, 3228 nucleotides. RefSeq names its product ubiquitin carboxyl-terminal hydrolase 8 (gene Usp8). The record is from RefSeq and is a predicted model, not a curated record. Gene Ontology annotation, molecular function: cysteine-type deubiquitinase activity. NCBI's taxonomy places the organism in Eukaryota, Metazoa, Arthropoda, Insecta, Diptera, Drosophilidae. Gene Ontology annotation, biological process: protein deubiquitination. The transcript has 8 exons. Bases 150 to 2834 code for a protein of 894 amino acids.
UCGAAUUAAAAGUUUUUUCUGCCAAUAACAAGUGAUUUUUAUUGUUGCAGCCCAGCCCGCAGAUUGACAAAUUCUUGCUAUGAAAACAGGAAAACCGAAGAUUACCCAAGCCCCGAGAUCAACAUAACACCAAUAAAACAACGCAAACCAUGGCGAAGUUGAAGAAGCUUUACAUGAGCUCAAAUCUGGAGGACUUGGAAAAGUUCUCCAUUAUUCCGGAUCUGCGCAACAAGGGAAUGAAAAUCCUGCUGAACACCGCCCGCAAACUGUACAUGGCUGCCGAGGAACACAGACUGGAUGGCGACGAGGAACUGGCCUACAUCACCUACAUGAAGUACUUCAACAUGCUGACCGCGAUUCGCAAGAAGUCCGAUUAUGCCAGCCACAAGACGACUGUGCGCCAAGUGCUAGGCGACACCGAGUCGAAUCGCCGCAUUAUGGACUCAUUGGAGGUGAUAAUAAACUCCUUGCGACAGCGUUAUGCUGAGCAACGCCAGCCGGCAGAACGAAUUGGUUCCGAACUGGUCAGCAAUGGUCGAGAAAGUAUUGAGAUGCCGCCAAUACAGCCUACGGACUACGCCCGACUGGGGCUGAUCACCUGUCAGGAGCUGUACCGGCGCAUGCAGGAGAAAUCGGUUCUGGUCAUGGACUGUCGCUCGAGCGCCGACUACGAGAUAUCCCACCUCACCUACUACUGUGCAUUUAAUGUGCCCGAGGAGCUGAUAACACUGGGCAUGUCGGCUGGGAGACUGCAGGCUCGACUCAGCAGCAGUGGCAAGGCAUCGUGGGCUUCACGUUCCGUCAAGGAUUCGGUGGUCCUUAUUGAUUGGAACACCAAGGAUGCCCAACCGGCGACGAAUACAGCCAUUUCCACACUACUGGACAUCCUGAAGAACUGGGACCCCGAUGUGACGUACCGCGCUCCCAUACAGAUCGUGGAAGGCGGCUACGAGUACUUCAUUAUGAUGUACCCCACCCACUGCACCAAUCCCAGCGUGCAGGCGCCGCAGCAGAACAACAAUGACAUCGAUACCAUUGAUGACAUCGAGUAUCCCUCAAUCCACGACAUCACCAUGAAGGAGGACAUCAGUGCAAAGGACUUCAAGCCUCGUCCGGACUUUAAUCGCGCCAACAAGCCGGCGGCUACUCGCACCUACGAUCGGGGAGUGGCAAAGCCUCCAACGCAGGCCAAGCCGAUAGCCGAGAUUAUGCGUGAUCAGGCGGAGUUUCUCCAGCGAGCCGAGCAAAACGAUCACCAGUUGGAGAAGGCCGCUAGGAUGUGGAAGCGGCAGGCGGCCGAAGGCGAUGCCUUGAAUGAUAACGAAGGGCAGGAGUUACAUUUCAGAAUCUUGCAGCUGGAGAGCAAAGCCCGGGACUAUAUAGUUGAAAAUAAUCGUCUGCGUGAGGAACUAAGUCGCAUACAGGAGCAGCAAAAUGUUACCCAGCAACUUUCGCAGAAGGAAGUUGAGGCCACGAGGAACAUCGAGUCUAAGAUCCGGGAACGUCAGCUGUUGGAUGAGCAGCAUGAGAUGGAACGCCAGGAGAGGGAGCGCCUGCUGUCGAUCGCCCGCGAGACGAAAAAGCAUUACAAGUCACCCCAACCUCCGAGUCCUCCAUCGCCAAGCGAAAAUUUGGAGGACUUGCAGGAUCUUUCCGAUCUGGAGUCUCUUCUCCAGCGGACUAACGAGGAUCCGCCACUUGCACACAGCCAGGUGGAGAGGCCCGCAUUCGAUAGGGCGAUGAAACCGCAGCCAAGAAGUGUCGAGAAAACAUCGCAACGGGUCCGUGAUUUCUCGCCCGUAAUGGGUCAAAAUGUGGGUCGUGGAUUGACGGGCCUGAAGAACCUGGGAAACACCUGCUAUAUGAAUAGCAUCUUGCAGUGCCUAAGUAAUACGCCUCAGUUGACAGAAUACUGCAUCUCAGAUAAAUACAAGAACAACAUCAGCAGAAGUAACAAGACCAAUGGCCAGGUGAUUGAGGAGGUGGCUGCCCUCAUAAAGGAGCUAUGGAACGGCCAGUACAAGUGUGUAGCCAGUCGGGAUUUAAGGUAUGUUGUAGGUCAGUACCAAAAGAUCUUUCGCGGCGUUGACCAGCAGGACUCGCACGAGUUUCUAACCAUCUUGAUGGACUGGCUCCACUCGGACCUCCAAACGCUGCAGGUGGCCCGUCAGCGCGAAAUGAUCAGUGCUUCGGAGAAGGCUUGGUUGGAGUUUACCAAGGCCAAGGAGAGUAUGAUUCUGCAUUUAUUCUACGGCCAGAUGAAAAGCACUGUCAAGUGUGUCGCCUGCCACAAGGAGUCGGCCACAUACGAGAGCUUCUCGAAUCUCAGCCUGGAGCUGCCGCCCAACUCGAAUGUGUGCCAGCUGAACCAGUGCAUGGACAUGUACUUUAGUGGGGAGCGCAUACACGGCUGGAACUGUCCAAAUUGUAAAACUAAAAGGGAUGCCAUCAAGAAGCUCGAUAUAUCGAAGCUGCCCCCAGUACUGGUGGUGCAUUUGAAGCGGUUUUACGCAGACCCCAGCAAUUCGGGUGCUUACAUGAAGAAGCAAAACUAUCUGCGCUUCCCACUGGAGAAUCUAGAAAUGAAUCCCUACAUAGCCCGGGCGGAAUCGCGGGCGGUUACGCCCAAGACCUAUCAGCUCUACGCCGUUUCCAAUCACUAUGGCACCAUGGAGGGCGGCCACUACACGGCCUUCUGCAAGAGUGCCAACUACGGAAAGUGGUUCAAGUUCGACGAUCAGAUCGUCUCGACUCUGGACUCUUCGAACGUCGUCUCCAGCGCGGCAUACAUUCUCUUCUACACCUGGCUGCCGCCCAUGCAGGUGCCCUUGUAGGCACAUCGCUCGAUUUCCUUUCGGCUUUCCACUUUUCAUUUUAAUUGUGUUUUUGUUUAUCUCUCAUUUUUAUAGUUUGUAAGGUCUAGUCGCCACACCUUUUUAUCAUUUACCAAUUACCGUUUAACUGUUGCUAUUUAAGAGGAUAAUCACAUGUUUGUUGUUGUCAAGGAGCUUAGGCCGGAGGGAUAGUAUUACGCACGGGGGCGUAUUUUCUAUGGGUGCGGACUGCAUUACCUAAAACCGAGAACUUCAAGUGCAUUACCAGUAUAACAAAGAGAAGAUCACAUAUACGUUCGUUUAUGUGGGACUAUAGUUUAUUUUGCAAUUAUAUUUUUAAACCAAAUAAACGAAAUGAAAUUUCUGAUAAAUAAAUGAUUGAUCACUUAACAAA